Cydia pomonella (codling moth) is the source of this 3340-nucleotide messenger RNA. RefSeq names its product zinc finger protein 596-like. Gene Ontology annotation, biological process: regulation of DNA-templated transcription. The transcript is spliced from 3 exons. The record is from RefSeq and is a predicted model, not a curated record. The coding region runs from base 283 to 1311 and encodes 342 amino acids. Lineage: Eukaryota; Metazoa; Arthropoda; Insecta; Lepidoptera; Tortricidae. Gene Ontology annotation, molecular function: DNA-binding transcription factor activity, RNA polymerase II-specific; RNA polymerase II cis-regulatory region sequence-specific DNA binding.
GUUUACGAGGAGUUCAUGUUGAUAGUGACGCUCAAUUACUUUCCAGAUUAAAUUGUAUAGUUCCGCGUUUUCUUACUGUUUUAUAGCAGUUUAUAUUAAACACAAUAAUCUUAUAAGUAAUAAUAAAGCUUUGUGCAGUAAAAAUCUAUAGUUUACUCACAUAUAUUUGUACCAUUAUCUCAGUUUAAAAUGCUCUUGAACUAAACGUAUUCCUGGCCUGAAUAGUCUGUGAUAUCUAGAGACACCGGCAUAAUAUAGUUACUUAAGUCAGCUUUAAAAAAAAUGAGUGGAAUCUUAGAAGUAUACAUAAAGGAGGAACGUGAAGACAAAGACAGUUCACAACCGGGUGCGAGUGAGACGGAAGCUGGUAGAACAUAUGAAAAUGAAGAGAAAGAAGAGAUUGUGGUGGAGCCUGAACUGUCGGGGAUACUGGCAGUUAAAAAUGAGGCAGAAGAUCCCUUCUGGGAAAACAGAAGCACACCACACCUCGUCCAAGAGGACAGAAGCACUCCACGCCCCAUCCAGGAGGCCGGAACCACACCACACCCCAUCCAGGAGGCAAGGAGAGAGCUGAGACCAGAGCAUUUGAGAGCAGCUGCGGCUAUCGCCUGCAGUAUACUAAGACAAGCUGAGAAAAAACGAGAGACGCCGCAGAAACCGCAAAGAAAGCAGCCCACACAACAGCACACUUGCGACAUAUGCCAAAAAGUAUUCAACCGAAUCAACAACUUAAGAAAUCACCAGCAAACGCAUAAAAAACAAUAUUGCAAUAUUUGUCGCAAAGAUUUACUAACAAGGAAGAAACUGCGAAACCAUAUCAGGAGAUUUCAUUCUGAGAAACCAUACUCCUGCAAUAUAUGCAAUAAGGAGUUUAAGGAAGCGUACGAAUUGAAAAGACACAUGCGAAUACACACCGGUGAGCGUCCGUAUUUGUGCGAAAUGUGCGAAAAAUGUUUUUCCAAUGCUGGCGCUUUGAAGGAUCAUAGACAAACCCAUAAUAAUGAGAAACGUUUCAGUUGUGACGUAUGUCAAAAACAAUUUAAACAGAAAUAUAGUUUGAAAAUACAUUUAUUAACCCAUACGCAAAAGCCGUAUCCCUGUAACACAUGUAAUAAGGAAUUUGUUCGGUCUGCGGAUUUAAACGAACAUAUGUUAUCUCAUAGUGCAAUAAAACCAUACUCGUGCAAUAAGUGCGGAACGCAGUUUUCUAGAAAAGACACUUUUUACAGGCAUGCUAAGCGGAAGUUUUGUAUGAGUAUUUCUGAUGAGAAAGCGUUCCUUGUACGUAAUGAGGAUUGCAGUUGGAGUUGAACAUGUAUUGCGCAAUUAUUGAUUGCAAUAGAGAGGUAAAGUCUAAGAAAAAAACCUGCUUGUUGUUUAAAGCUCGAACCAGAUGGCGCCAUAUGUUUUGUGGUCACUGAAUUGACAAACGGCGGCGCCGUACAGCGCCAUCUAUGUACGUCACCUGUCAAAUUCAAAUGACGAAAUCAUCAAUCAGUCAUUUAACAAUUAAUCGAAAAUGGCUUUUUCUUCCCUGCUAGGAGCUAGGGAUCAAAGUGGCACUUUUCUAUACGAGGAUACAUUUUAUUGAGUUUCUGUUCCUUUCCUCUACCUACCAUAAUCGAAGGAACAGACUUAUUCGACAUUCAGCCAAUAUUUUAAUCGGCUGUUUAAAUAAUCAACUUAAAUAAUUUUAAAAAUAAACAAAAAUAUUAAAGUGUAAACGUCAGUAUAUUAUAUAUCGUCAGUAUAUAAAGUAACACUAAUUUAUGCUACUUGGUUUGUAUGAAUAAGUGACAUAAUUUAAGAAAAAAACAGUAACUCCCUAGGGAGUUAUAGUUUUUUUUUUUUCAGAAUCCAUAACUCCCGCGGGAACAAAAUAGGCCUUUGUCCUUCAGCACACCUGCAUGAAAUAAGAUCGUUUUCGAGCAAGUGUAAUGAAAAAAAUAAAUAUUUUGUUAAUUUUUUUGUAAUACGCGCGUUUAGAACGAGAGCGUUUCGAGCACGAACAAGUUCAAACAAGUCCGCACACGAAGCGUCGUCGUAGCGUAGCGUAUGAGAUUGCUGUCGUCGUUACGACAGGCGUAGUGUAAGACGUAAAAAACAAAACUUCUCACAUAAUUAAACAAUAAAAGGGAGAAUCAACUUUUUAGCGUCACUCGUUGCCAUGGUUACGAUUAGUUGUCCAGGGGACAAAAGUUCAUUGAAAUACUGAUUUUAUGGUACUUAAAUGUAUUAAACUUGCGUUUUUGUGGUCGUUAUAACCAAUGUCCAUAAUGGACCCCCUACUAAGCAUGUCAAUAGAACGGCAUACAACGUCUCUUCAAACAAACUGUGCCACUGUUGUCCCUUGGAUAACGGGACAGGAUAACAAAACAAAAAAAAUUGAUUCACCCAAAAAAUCUUCAUCUGACGAGAAAGUAAGAUCGUCAAUAUAUCCGCCGAAGACAUCUGACGCCAGUGACGCCAUGAUAACUAAUGAGAUUUCACUUAUAAAACGCUUACGCGACGCUUGGUGCCCAGGGCGGCUACCGGGAAAAUCGAAAUUCGUCAAUUGCAGGCAUUUUUCUCUGUCACUCCGAUUACGUCUUACUAAGAGUAAAAGAGAAAGGUCCCCGCAAUUUGCGAAUUUCGGUUUUCGCGGUAGGCCCCCAGAACUCUACGCGUCUCGUACUCGUAACGUUUUUACGAUACGCUUACGCUGACGCCUCGUGUGCUAAGGGCCUAAGUCCCACAGUAAGCUGAAUAAGACUUGCGUUGUGGGUACUUAAACAACGAUAUAUAUAAUAUGUACAUAUUUAUAAAUACUUAAAUACAUAGAAAACAUGCCCUUACCAGGAUUUGAACCCGGAACCAUCGGCUUUAUAGGCAGGGUCACUACUAGGCCAGACAGGUGAUAUAAAUAAAUAAAUAAAUAAAAUCACUUUAAUUCAGACAAAAGUCCAUAAUAAUAGAAUAAGGUAAAAAUAAGAACUAAAAUACAAUAAAAUUAAUACUUAUACUAAUAGUUGCUUCAGUCGAUAGGUAUAUAAGCAAAAUGCAUUUAAAAUCUGACUGAAUUAUUGUUUAUUAUUAAUAAUGUGUAAAUUAUUGUAUCAUAAACAUUAGAUAAUCGCAUUGUACGAUUCUACUCGCAUAAGGGUAGUUUAAUAUAAUAAUACUUAGAUUUAUGUGUAUUUUUAUAAUGUGUAUAGUUCGUGUCAUCCGCGAUGAAUUAAUAAAUUAAUAUACGAGUCAAGGCACGCGUCUUCGUGAAUGACACGAUCUAUCUACACUCUAAAACUCAAUCAAUGAUAAAUAUGUGUAAAUAGAAUUAGGAAUAAAAUUACAUUUGAAAUAC